Pseudomyrmex gracilis is the source of this 1512-nucleotide messenger RNA. RefSeq names its product histone-lysine N-methyltransferase SETMAR-like. The record is from RefSeq and is a predicted model, not a curated record. Gene Ontology annotation, molecular function: nucleic acid binding. The coding region runs from base 394 to 1422 and encodes 342 amino acids. NCBI's taxonomy places the organism in Eukaryota, Metazoa, Arthropoda, Insecta, Hymenoptera, Formicidae. The transcript is spliced from 2 exons.
AACGAGAUGACAGUGGUGUUGCGAUGGCUCACGGUGGAUUUUGUGAAGUGAAACGCAUGGUGUAGCUGAAUAAAUAAACAUAAAAAUAAGCGCAAACACGAUUAGAAUAAUAAGCAUUUUUAAAAUCAAUCAUUUCUAUCGAGUGCAAAAAUUUUGAUAGGUUGAAGAUGUCGUGACCGAUCUAGUUUUUUUGCGACAGUACUUACAAACAUGCAGGUGUAUAACAUACUGUUGGAAAGAUAAUACUUUUAACUGUCAUAAAGAAAGGAAUUUUAAUGAAUGAUUUAUAAUAUAUAUAUAUAUAUAUAUUGAUGGCCCACUCAAGUCAACAACAUUAAAUCGUAAACAGAAAUUGGUUCGAUUCGGACCAGUCGUCUCGAAGUAAAAUUGAAAAUGAACAUCGACAGAGUCCAUUUGCGUGUAAUUAUGAUGUACGAGUUUCGGAGAGGGACGCGCAUUUCGAACACCGUGAAAAACAUUUGCGAUGUGUUCGGAGAGAACGCCGUGUCGAUUCCAACGUGCGAGAGGUGGUUCGCAAAAUUCAAACGGGGCGAUUUCAAUCUUGAAGAUCAGCCACGCUCCGGUCGGCCUUCUGGUAUCGAUGACGACAUUGUGCGCAAUUUAGUGGACGCCAAUUCGCGAAUUUCAACGCAAGAGAUUGCCGACAGAUUAAACGUCGACAGAUCGACCGCGUUUAGGCAUUUAAAGAAACUCGGAUACAGUUUGAAACUCGAUGUUUGGGUGCCACAUAGUCUGACAGAGAGGAACAAGAUGGACCGAGUCUCUACGGCCAAUUCCUUGCUUGGCCGAUUAAAAACCGAUCCGUUUCUGGAUCGAUUAGUGACGGGAGAUGAGAUAUGGAUCCAAUACGACAAUGCGGAAAGAAAACGGACUUGGAGACAGAAGAAGAACGAAUGCGAUCAGCCAAAUCAGGCUGAUUUGCAACUUCAGAAAGCUGUGUUGUCUGUAUGGUGGGAUUGCAAAGGUGUCAUCUUUUACGAGCUGCUCCCCGUUGGCGAAACUAUCACUUCCGACAAGUACUGCCAACAACUGGACAAUCUGAAGGCGGCGAUUGACGAAAAACGUCCGGUUUUGGCCAAACGAAAAGACGUUGUCUUCCAUCACAAUAACGUUAGAUCUCACAUUUCGAUGCAAACUCAACGCAAGCUCAGAGAACUAAACUGGGAUCUCCUGUUACACCCGUCUAAUUCUCCCGAUAUCUCUCCGUCGGAUUAUUACUUGUUUCGAUCGUUGCAAAACAGUUUGAACGGGAGAAAAUUCACUUCUUUCAACGAUCUAAAAAAUUACAUCUCUUCAUUCUUUGACGAAAAGCCAACUACCUUUUACGACAGAGGCAUACGAAUGUUGCCAGAACGUUGGCGAAAGAUAAUAGAAAACAAUGGGGAUUACUUGAUAGACUGAAUAAAUCUUUUUUAAUCAAAAUACUUGGUCCACAUUUUUCUAUCACAUCCAAAUUUAUCAAAACUUUUGCACUCAACUUUAAUAUUAUUA